Cydia strobilella is the source of this 2450-nucleotide messenger RNA. RefSeq names its product serine hydroxymethyltransferase (gene Shmt). The transcript has 9 exons. Gene Ontology annotation, cellular component: cytoplasm; nucleus; cytosol. The record is from RefSeq and is a predicted model, not a curated record. Gene Ontology annotation, biological process: purine nucleobase biosynthetic process; tetrahydrofolate interconversion; L-serine catabolic process. Lineage: Eukaryota; Metazoa; Arthropoda; Insecta; Lepidoptera; Tortricidae. Gene Ontology annotation, molecular function: cobalt ion binding; glycine hydroxymethyltransferase activity; pyridoxal phosphate binding. The coding region runs from base 109 to 1662 and encodes 517 amino acids.
UGGGUUAAAUGGGUUAUCGCUGGUGAUAAAAUAAUACUUGCGUUUAUGUAAAAGGAAAACAGAACUGUGUUCAAUUAUUCUAGUCAAUACAAUUUAUGUUUCAUCAUCAUGAAUAACAAGCUGUUACAAAUCUGUUUCUACGAUGCUGCUAAGAAAUUUCAGAGGUUUUCACUACAAAGCUUGAAGAGCUCAUCAUUGACAGUGCAGGCCAAAACCGGCCUUCAAAAAACUUUUCCAGUCAGAAGUUAUAGUACAGCAGUAGCCAUGGACAAGAAAUUGAUGAACGGGAACCUAUGGGACACGGAUCCAGAGCUGUUCGACAUCAUUGUGAAGGAGAAGAAGCGGCAAGAGGCGGGGCUGGAGAUGAUCGCUUCAGAGAAUUUCACCUCUGUUCCGGUGCUCCAGUGUCUGAGCUCAUGUCUCCACAACAAGUACUCUGAGGGAAUGCCAAACCAAAGAUAUUAUGGAGGCAAUGAAUAUAUUGAUGAAAUUGAAAUUUUAGCUCAACAGCGCUCUCUACAGACUUACAGACUCAAAGCGGAAGAAUGGGGAGUGAAUGUGCAGCCCUACUCAGGCUCCCCAGCCAACUUUGCGGUGUACACGGGUGUGGUGGAGCCCCACGGCCGCAUCAUGGGGCUGGACCUGCCUGACGGUGGACAUCUCACCCAUGGCUUCUUUACCCCUACUAAGAAGAUCUCUGCUACCUCGAUCUUUUUUGAAAGCAUGCCGUACAAAGUGGACUCCAAGACCGGUCUGAUCGACUACGACAAGCUGGCCGAGACCGCUCGGCUGUUCAAGCCCCGCCUCAUCAUCGCCGGCAUCUCGUGCUACUCGCGCUGCCUCGACUACAAGCGCUUCCGGCAGAUCGCUGACGAGAACGGCGCUUAUCUCAUGGCCGAUAUGGCUCAUAUUUCUGGAUUGGUUGCAGCAGGUGUGAUCCCCAGCCCGUUCGAAUACUGUGACAUAGUAACCACGACCACCCACAAGACCCUCCGCGGGCCGCGCGCUGGAGUGAUCUUCUUCCGCAAAGGAGUGCGCUCGGUGAAGGCCAAUGGAGACAAAGUUCUGUAUGACUUGGAGGCCAAGAUCAACCAGGCUGUGUUCCCGGGUCUGCAGGGCGGACCCCACAACCACGCCAUCGCGGCCAUCGCCACGGCCAUGAAGCAGGCUCAAGCUCCUGAGUUUGUGGAGUACCAAAAGCAGGUGAUCAAAAACGCUCAGCGUCUCUGCUCAGGACUGAUGUCUCUCGGCUACGACAUCGCGACGGGCGGCACCGACGUGCACCUCGCGCUGGUGGACAUGCGCGGCGCCGGCCUCAGCGGCGCGCGCGCCGAGCGCAUCCUCGAGCUGUGCAGCGUCGCCUGCAACAAGAACACGGUGCCCGGCGACAGGAGCGCGCUCAACCCUAGCGGCAUCCGACUCGGUACCCCCGCCCUAACAACCAGAGGCUUCAAAGAGGAACACAUGGACCGAGUAGUAGACUACAUUGACAAGGCCCUCAAACUAGCACAAGAGAUCACGAAAAUCUCCGGACCCAAGCUGGCCGACUUCAACAAGGUCAUUGAGGAAAACAAUGACGUCAAAUCCAAAGUUCACAAGCUUAAAGAGGAGAUUGAGAACUACAGUAGAUCUUUCCCCUUACCGGGUUUUGAGACGUACUAAUUAAAAAAAAGCAUUUUGGCACUGGUGGCCACAGUUGGAUUGUUAACCUUAAAAUGAGGUUAUAAGAGGCUGAACAUCAUUAACCCUUUCACUGCGCAUGAAGAGACAUAAUGAUUUUUUCAAAGACCUUUUACUAUAACAAGACCUCGCACUUAUGCGAAAAACCGGGCCGAGUGAGAGAUCACUUAAACUGUGUUUGUCCCUUUCUUUCACAUGAUUACAAACUAUAUAUAUAAAAGUGUAUAGGUUACACUUACCCCUAGCAUGUUGUUAGAAAAGGACACACUCCGUUUGACUAUCCUCUCGCUCGUCCCGUUUGUUUGUAUAUUGCUUUGCUCAACCUUAAUAGUAGCUAAAUAGGGUUCCAAUAUGGUUUGUCAAAAAUCUUCAGUGCACGGUCUUGUUACAGUAAAGGUCUUUGGAUUUUCCUUACAUAUCCGAUUUUAAAUGUCGUACAAUAUAAGUCGCGCGGUAAAAGAGUCAAGCCUAGUAUAAAUGCGACGCCAUUCCAUAAUAGUUCCUUGAUUAUUGUUAUUCGUAGAGUUAUGUACCUAGUACCUACUUGUAUAAUGAAGUUUAAGAUAAGUCCGAUUACUCGUAUUUAAUUUUUGUAUUUCUUAAUACAUAAUCAUAAAAUUAUCUAGUUGUAACAAAAAAGUGCCUUGACGUAAUUUAUACUUUGUAAAAGUAUGUAUAGCUGUUAUGUCUGUAUUACACAGAAUCUCUUAUUUGUUUUCUUGUAUGAAGUUGUCACAUGACAUGAUUUCUUCAAAUAAAAUGUUACUCAA